CUGGAAAAUUUUUGCAGACUGGCAGCCUCGCGCUCUCGCCGUUCGUGUGUCAGUCGAGGUGCGUUUUCCUACGGGACAAGUCGAGAAAGUCUAGAACCGGUUCGGUCCGCAGUUCGAUACUCGGUGUUUCUCUGUCCAGAUCUGUAUCUACACAGCCACCCACCUUGAUGGGUGGUGGCAGCUAAUAUCUCUCUGAAGGGACCACGACACACUCCACCAUCAUCCCCAUUGUCGUCGUCAUCGUCGUCGUCUGUCUGUUUGGGGACUUAUUGGAAACUGCUGUUGCCCUCCUCGCGUCCGUCUGGGAGGGGUGCGCCGUCGUCGUCGUUAUUGUUGCUGGCUGUUGUUAAUAUCGCUGGGGGAUUGGAAGCAAUACAGUGUGGAAGGGGGUCCUGUGUUGGUUUAUCUUCGAACAAUCUAGCCGUCGUCUUUUGGGCCAGUGUGCUUUGCUUACCUCAGUUAAGAAUUUUGUGGCUAUGAAGGUGGCUUGAGUUUGGGAAAAUUUCAGUGGAUCAGAUUGCAUCUCGGAUAUAUUUUUUCAAGAGGUUCUUUUCUCGACGUGGAAAUUCAUACCGUCAGUCAGUGGAAACAGUGGAGUGGGUCCGUGUCUCGAGUGGUCGUUCGGCGUCGUCAUCGCAGAUGUUGUCCAGGGCGCAGGGGCCAUUUGGCGUAAAGUGAGCAGCACUCGGGUGGAUCUGAUUUCCUCCAUGGAGUGAAAAGUGCACAGUUUAAUAAAGUGGAAAAUCGGAAAAUUGCACCAGCAUCUUGAUGGUGUGUCAGCCCGGGCCAUCGAGAAGUGCCGUGUGUCGUGUGUGAGCUAGAAGACCGAAAGAAGAGAAAGGUGAUUUUUCAUAUUUUCUGCUCUUGCCUUGCUGCUGCUACUACUCUCCGGAAGAAGAUAUCGACAUCUCGGGUGCAUCUGGAAGGAAAUUCCCUGCCGAGAAAAACACGUCCCGAAGAAAAAUAACAGAAUCAAACCCAAUCAAGUGGAAAUUUAUCGAAAGUGGAUAAAACAGCAUGGGUUCUGUCGUGAAGCAGAACGAGUAAAAUCUACCUUGGUAAUAUUCCUCAUUUAUGGACUACACCACGAAAAGUGACGAUCCCAUCGCUACUCAAUUGGAACAUAUAUUUUAAUAGUUAUCCCAAGGAAAAUAAAGUGAUUCCCAGUGAACAAAAAGCAACUCACAUUGACCGACUGCUGAAUCAGCUCAUUAUUCAUUGAGGAUAUGAAGUCGAAGCAACAGUACCAUACUCACCAUUAGUGGCGGUCCGGAGCCUGAGCCUGCUGACGUCAAGGAUAAAAAAGAAAGAAAAAACUUCACCGGCAAACCACCUAUAAACUUCUCCUUCAAAAGGGCCCACCCGUCACGUGAAGACACGAGGUAGCUGUGUGUAACAAGUUCUGCAAGAGUUGUGACACGUGCAACACCGGCAGCAACCGGGUGCUACACCGUGUACGUGCACUGCUUGGGGAAUAACUCGUCCGAAAGUGCCGCAGUUUUAGGUUAGUGUCCAAUACACCGCGGCAGCGGCGGCAGUUCGACGCGCUGGCGGUAGUGCUCCGUAAGCCAUAAAGAAGCAACAGUGCAGCUCCAGUUGAGCUAAAGCGCUCGUAAAACAACCCACCUAUCAUCGUUGGACGGUCAACGCGCGGUGAGAAAGCAAGCCGGAUCGAAAGCACCGAAAAAAAAGUGGGAUUCAGUAGCUUGGAUUGCACAGAGACGUGAUAGUAGUUUCAGCGAAGAAAUAAAAAAAAAUCCACCAGAAACUCAACCCAGAUCGUGAUUUUGGCGCAGGUCGUGCACCAGAUGUGGUCGGUCAGCAGAGUUUGUGAUUGGUGAAAAUUUUGUUACGCGUGCUGAUUGUAAAAGAAAAACAAGUGUCCAGCCGUGCUGUCCGUUGAGUGACUAGUUCGAUUAGAAGAAAAUCCUAGCCGAAUCGCAGCUGCCGUCCGUCAUCACAUGGAAUAAACAACAGCAGUUUGCGAGGUGAAAAGUUGUGCACCGGAUCGAUCGGAAACAGUGUUUGGCUGAGUCGGAGAAAGUGCGAACCACGUGCACACCAUCGUCGGCGAGUCCGGUUCCACGUGUCUCCGAGUUCCUAGUUAGUGACUGCGCUGCCUCCAGACGAGGCAAUUUAUAAAUAAAUCGAAGAAUUUGUUGAUUACGGACAGCAGUGGCAGUGGCGACGACGUGCUGUGAGUGAGUGAGAAAGAAGAAAUUUGAGCAACCAUGUCGGCUGGAAAUGGAUUGGCGAUCAUUGGCGGUUCUGCCAGUUGGAGACGCUUCCCCGUGGAUUAAAUGGGACGAUGCCCAUCGUAGUGCACUCUAACAACAAUUCUACACUCAAAGUACGGUGAUGGGUCAUUUUCGCCAUCAGCACCAUCACCGGGAUCACUGCUGCUAUCACUUCUGCCGCCGGUCCAAGCCAUGGCUGCUAGCGCUCGCUGUCCUCCAGCUAACAUUCCACCUCUGCUCUGGGCAUGCUUUCGAACAGCAGCAGCUCAUCCAGGCCGACUCAUCGGACGUGGUGGAAGCAACCACGACUGCCGCCGUUGGCUCAGUCACUCUUCCACCGUGUGAGCCCAAAGUGCUGGAAGACCUGCCGCCGGAUCCGUUCUACGACGUGUCCGAUCUGACCAUCCAAGCCGCCAAGACGUUUGCCGACUUCCUAGCCGCCAAGCGGAUCGAUACCAGCAAAGAUGACCGGAAGCUAAGCGUGGCCCGGGAAAAGGCCAACGAGCUGGCCAGCUAUGUGCUCAAGGAGGACAGCGGCCUGCUGGCCGUCGGCAUCGCUUCGCCUCGGCUUCCGCUGGCAGUGGUGCAGUUCCGGGACAAAAUCGAUGCCGCCCAUGCCAAUCUGUCGGAGAGUAAAACCUUUCUGUCGACGUACUGGCGCGAACUGGGCGCAGCGUGGAACCAGAGCAAUGGGGCCCAGUUUUGGGGUGCGCCCUUCCGAGACUGUGGCCCCCUGUACGGACGAUGGUUGUGGCCUUUCAGCGUGACGGUCGAAUCGCAAGGAUACAAAAUCGUCGCAUCCGCGUUCAUAGCGGCCGACGUGGACCAGUGCAACGAUGCCCUCGAGGGAAUAUUCGGCCGGCGACACAUCUGCGACCGGGAGUCCACCUUUUGUCUGAUGUCGGACACGGCGGAAUCGACGGAUACCGGCGGUGUCACCUCCGCGAGCCGGGGGAAAUACACCUGUGUGUGUCGCGUCGGGUACUACAUUCCGAACGAAUCCUUCCAGGGAUUCACCUCCGACAAGAACGAUGCCAACGUUACGAACUUUAGCUGCAUUCCAUGCCCGAGUGCGUGCGAGUGCAACUGGGCCGGCAGCUGUAGCCGUCCGGACGAGGACUUCAGUACGGAAACGCUGAUGAAGGCCACCAUCGGUGCUAUUUUGGGAGCGUGUAUGCUUUGUUGUUUAGUGUUAGCGUUAAUAGUGUUCCGUCAACGAAAGUGCAAGACCAUUGCCACGGGGAUGUGGACCAUUUUAGAAACAAUUUUAUUGGGCAUUUUACUUUUGUAUCUAGCGGUUGCCCUUCACUUCCUGCAGGCGUCGACGUUGCGCUGCCUGCUGGAGCCCUGGUGCCGCGAGCUGGGCUUCAUCAUCUGUUACGGUGCAAUCGUGCUCAAGCUUUACCGCCACCUGGUCGAGUUUCGCACCAGGAAAGCUCAUCGUUGGGUUGUGAGAGAUUUAGAUCUGCUACGUUAUCUGUGCGCAAUGUGCGUGGCGGUGCUGUGCUACCUGGCCGCAUUCACCGCCACCAGCAUGGACUUCCUGCGGUACAGCGAGUUGGUGUGGAAGGUGGAGAACACCGACGACCAGGUCACGUCCAACAUGUGCCGACCGCUCAAGUGGGACUACGUGACCGAGGCCGGCGAGCUGCUCAUACUGGGGUUCGGGCUGCAGCUGGCCAUCGCCAGCCGCAAUGCCAAUACUCAAUUUCGGGAACGUCAGUUCCUCGUCGCAUCUAUCCUAAUCGAAUUCCUCGCAUCAUCCACGUUCUACAUUCUACGGUUUUGGUAUCUGGGAGAGUUUAACCCAUCGACACUAUUCCUCGCACUGUUCAUUCGAUCUCAGCUGACCAAUACAGUCACUCUUGCACUGAUAUUCCUGCCUAAACUGUGGUACCAGCAUAAACAGCCCUCCUUCCAGGUUCGUUCCCUUGCCCAUGAAGUAUCAUUCCGCUUACCUGUGGAUGCUUUCAAGGGCGCACACGACAGUUCCCACCAUGGCGGCGGCCUCGGCACCUAUGCCGGCAUCUGCGUCGGCGAUCCGGAGGUCGGCGACGUCACCAUCUCCGAGAUGAGCCCCGAGGACAUCCGUGCCGAACUGAAAAGACUGUACACACAACUAGAAUAUUUAAAGAAUAAGACACUCCGACAAGACAAUCCACACAUUAGCAAACGAAGAGGAGGCCGCAAGGUGGCACAUCGUAGAUUCUCGUUACAGAAAAAAGGAAGCCGAGAAAAGGCACUAAGCGCCAAACAUCGCAACAAUCGUCCAGCGGUCAGCGAAGUGGAAGUGACCGAAGCGGAACCGUCCCGCACACCGGAGGACUCGGUGUGCAGCGUGGAGGGCCCAACCGACACCGGUACGAUGACCGGAGCGGAAAUCUCGGGCGUCUCCAGCUCGAAAUAGCCAUCAACCACCAGUGGCAGCGGCAACCACCCUCCUGUACAACAACAACAACAACAUAAUCAUCAUCAUCAUCAUCAGCGCAACAACAGCAAUUCAAAUCAUCAUCACCUCCAGCAGCUGCAACAGUCGUCGCUGUCGUCAUCGCAUAAGUCACGUUACCGAGAGUACAAUUUUUAAUGCAACCCAGCAGCAGCAAAUCAUCAGGAAACAUCGGAUUUUUUUUUUUUUUUUGUGGGACCGCUUGCGUUGGAACCCUGCCAGAAACACGGAC
Aedes albopictus (Asian tiger mosquito) is the source of this 4915-nucleotide messenger RNA. RefSeq names its product metabotropic glycine receptor (gene smog). Gene Ontology annotation, molecular function: G protein-coupled receptor activity. Gene Ontology annotation, cellular component: membrane. The transcript has 13 exons. Bases 2359 to 4644 code for a protein of 761 amino acids. Lineage: Eukaryota; Metazoa; Arthropoda; Insecta; Diptera; Culicidae. The record is from RefSeq and is a predicted model, not a curated record. Gene Ontology annotation, biological process: G protein-coupled receptor signaling pathway.